Scophthalmus maximus (turbot) is the source of this 3449-nucleotide messenger RNA. Its product is annotated as multiple epidermal growth factor-like domains protein 9. Gene Ontology annotation, molecular function: extracellular matrix structural constituent. Lineage: Eukaryota; Metazoa; Chordata; Actinopteri; Pleuronectiformes; Scophthalmidae. Gene Ontology annotation, cellular component: basement membrane. The record is from RefSeq and is a predicted model, not a curated record. Bases 270 to 2198 code for a protein of 642 amino acids. The transcript has 7 exons. Gene Ontology annotation, biological process: axon guidance.
UAUCGCGUCUCCGUGGGGCGUCACCGCGACUGUCCAACCAGCGAACGACCAGGCGCAAGUGCACAUUUUGGCGGGCUCCCAUUGGCCGAGGCGCCCGUCCCUCUCGGCGGCGGGGGGCGGGCGGUGGUAGGUUGCAGAGCAGGUGAGGUUUUGACCGGAGCGAGCAGCAGCGGACCGCCGGGGGACGUCGAUGGUGGAGGACGCAUCCACGGAGGGACCGGUCUGAGAGGGACCAGCGCUGGGGCUUACAUGGAGAGCUGAAAGCGAAUAUGAGCUUCUCGUCCUUAAUGAUGUACAUGUCUGCGGCGCUGACACUUCUUUUCUGUGGAUAUGUCGGAUUUUCCGAAGCUGCACCUCGCGUCAGUCCCUACGAUGCGUCGCCACUAUCCAGGAAGCCCGACGCAGCCUCCGACAGCCUGGAGCCUCCUGCUGCGGCCGAGAGCAGGGUCGGCCCCGGGCCUCUGACCGGACCCGCAGCGGCGCCCGACGCCCCCGCCUCCCGCGCCUCUGCCCCCCAGCCUCCUACGACGGACGCGACCCCCGCCGCCCCUGAUAUUGGCCUCAUCUCAGCCAUUAAAGAACAAAUUCCAGCGCCGAUCUUUCCAUUGACCGGUGCACGUAAACGAUCCGCCGAUGCCCACACGUCCCUCUUGGCCCCGGAGAAGAUGCUGCAGACCAUGAUGGUCUCCAUGGUUUCACAGCACACCGCGAACGAUGCCUGGGCGGCGGACCACCGCGGCCCCGCUGUCACCUCGCUGGAGAACCAAGGGGCGACUCCCACAGCUCCUGUUUCUCCUGCAGCGACACAGACUGGUGAAACAACCUCCCAGUGCCGGAACACCAGCCUUGCUGUCACACCACGUCACAGCUGUCAUGCAGAUGGAGGUGUCACCCAUUCUCUCCCAGUCCACACAGAGGUCCUUUGUAACUGCAGCAGUGGUUCCGAGGGUAUAUUGGAUCCGGAUGAAUGUGACCCGGGCACGGGUCAGUGCUCGUGUCUGUCGGGGUUCUCCGGCCUGCAGUGUGACGACUGUGAGGAGGGGCACUUCACCAACGGCACCAGCGGCUGCCUGCCCUGCGCCUGCGACUCCUUCGGCGCAGUCAACCACCUCUGUGACAGCUCAGGAAUAUGUGAGUGCAAGACCGGAGUGUAUGGACCCAAGUGUGACGAGUGCCACCCGGGUUUCUUCCACUUCAGCAGCACCGGCUGUCGGCCCUGCCAGUGCCACAACCACAGCUCCUGUCACCCACAGUCCGGAGUGUGUCUGAACUGUGAGGGCAACACCCAGGGAUCCAACUGUGAGGAGUGUAAGCCCGCUUUCUACCGCAGCCCGGGAGCCGCCCUGACCGGAGCCUGCGCAUCGUGUCCCUGCUCCAACUCCACCUCCACUGGCACCUGUCACACCGAUCCCAGUGGCUCCCCAGUGUGUGACCAGUGCCUUCCCCUCUACAGUGGCCCACAGUGUGACCAGUGCAGCGCCGGCUUCUACAGAACAUCUGCGGCCUGUGUUCCGUGUGACUGCAGUGGGAACGCAGACCCUCAGGACACGGCCCAGCUCUGUCACCCGGACACGGGCCACUGCCUCCGCUGCAUCAACAACAGCACCGGGCCUCAGUGCCAGCUCUGUGCCCCCGGGUUCACAGGCGACGCCCGGGCUCAGAACUGCACCCGUCCAGCCCCGCGGAUCGUUCCCACUGCAGCAGAUACAACCACAACAGAGGCCCACACGUGGAGCACAUCCUCCCCCUCCACGUCCCCGUCCACGCCCCCCACCAGCACCUCCCUGACCCCCCCAACAGCCUCCACGUCCAGCGGCGGCAUCAACGCACUGAGCACGGCGGCCACCACCCAGGCCCUGAUGACCAGCCUGAGCAGCCCCACCGACAACACCACCGCAGCGCUGACCGACGUCUCCUGGACACAGUUCAACAUCAUCAUCCUGGCCGUCAUCAUUCUGGUGGUGGUGCUGCUGCUGGGCUUCGUUGGCGGCGUGUACACGUACCGCGAGUACCAGAACCGCAAGCUCAACGCUCCUUUCUGGACCAUAGAACUGAAAGAGGACAACAUCAGCUUCAGCAGCUACCACGACAGCAUCCCCAACGCCGACGUGUCAGGCCUGCUGGAGGACGAGGCCAACGAGGUGGCCCCCAAUGGGCAGCUGGCUCUCACCACACAGGGCAACUGCUACAAGGCUUAGCGCUCCGUCAUCCCCAAGAUGGACGCCGACAGUGACAGACCACGAAAGCUGCUGGAAAGCACCGAAUCCAAAGCUCCUUCAUGUAUGACUGCUUGUUGUUCUCCUGCUUGACAUUUCACAACACUUGGCAAACUGACGCUGCGAUGGAGCAGAUGUGAUCAAAGAUACGAAACCUUCUCCCUUUUCCAUAUGAUUUAGUGAGGAACGAGGCGACGAGUGACGAGGAUCCAAAGAAGAGAGCGUUUUGUUUGGGUUGUGCCUGCAGGUGGCGCUGUGGCGACGAGUAGUUAGGUGAACAAAGAUCCUGUCGUGUACAGGAGCCGCGCAUUUCACACGUUUUUAAAAUGGACUUCUGACUGUUUAAGUUAUAACCGGAUCACUUGGGACAGUGGUCGUAAACUGAGACAAUGAUUGUUAUUUAAUGAAUCUUUUUUUUUCUGUUCUUAUUUAUUGGUUGAUGUUUUAAUUCUUGGGAAACGAGCUCCACAUGUACGACGUGUUUACUCAUGGUGUUUUCUCUUCUGUGCUGUUGAAUGAUCAUUUGAACUGGCCAGUAUGUUCACAUGUAUAGUUGAGGUGUUGUGGGAGAGUGAGGGGAUGAAACAGGCCGAGUGUUUUAACAACCUCACCUUUUGUUCAUAGCUUCCUUUUUAUUAAAGUGUGUCGCUCACCUGAGGAAUCUGUGCGUGGGUUGGGUUCUGUGACUCAUCCUGUGAUGUCUAAAACAUGAACAGUGUUUAUUGAUACUGCAGCUGUGGAAUAAAACCGGUCUGCACAUUGUUAACCCUCAGCUCAUCAUAAUUACAUCCGUGAUGUUGCAUCAGCUCCUGUGAACUCACGGAGCUCCACACCUGCUCCUGUGCUCGCUGGUGUUUCAGUUGCCGUUGGUCGAGUGUGCUUCUUUUUACCACAGUGAAUGAGAAAAGCUAAUCAUGGAACUAACUCCUCAGGUACUCGCUCUUUCCCUAAUGUGACCACUGUAAAUAUGAUGACUGUACAGAUGAAUGUGAAUAGUAGCACUAUUAAUGUACAGGUAGAUUACUGUGUGUACACUGUCACUGUCACUCUGCAGGGUGCGAUGCUGCCGUCAACCCACAGCUUUUUGUAUUUUGAUUUUGAUUUCUUAUUGUCAGUGGACUUUCCCAUAUUCACAGGACUAAAGAGCACCACCCUGAACUUGGAAUUAUGUAAAUAUGACCCCAACGUCAGAGCGUCAACUCUCAAAUAAUAAAAAUGGGUUUAACUGUUGUA